Messenger RNA from Engraulis encrasicolus (European anchovy), 11975 nucleotides. RefSeq names its product vacuolar protein sorting 13 homolog C (gene vps13c). Gene Ontology annotation, biological process: protein targeting to vacuole; mitochondrion organization; protein retention in Golgi apparatus. Bases 168 to 11243 code for a protein of 3691 amino acids. Lineage: Eukaryota; Metazoa; Chordata; Actinopteri; Clupeiformes; Engraulidae. The record is from RefSeq and is a predicted model, not a curated record. The transcript has 85 exons. Gene Ontology annotation, cellular component: extrinsic component of membrane.
UUUAGCCGUCCUCGUAUGUUAGCCAGUAGUUCUAGCCACACGCAGUUUAUUCUGAAUUUGUAAGCUGAGUUGAGAGAGACGACAGCACCCCACCAGUGUCAAUGAAUGACGUGCGGAGGAGGAUUUCGUAUCAUCAUGUCCCGAGCUAAAACUUUGUGACAGGCAUCAUGGUUUUUGAGUCAAUUGUCAGUGACCUGUUAAACAGGUUCAUUGGGAAUUAUGUUGAAAACCUUGACAAGUCACAACUAAAAAUUGGUAUUUGGGGAGGUAAUGUUGUCCUUGAGAACUUGAGAGUAAAAGAGAAUGCUUUGAGUGAAUUUGAUGUACCUUUUAAGGUGAAGGCAGGGCAGAUCGGGAAGCUAAGUUUGAAGAUCCCUUGGAAGAACCUUUACAACGAUGCAGUCUUGGCAACAUUAGAAGACCUCUAUGUCCUUGUGGUACCAGGAACAUCAAUGAAGUAUGAUGCUGAGAAGGAGGAACACUAUUUGCAGGAGGCAAAACAGAAAGAACUGCAGCGCAUUGACGACGCCCUUCAAAUGGCUGCCCAGAGAGAAAAACCCAAAGAGGAGAAGAAAGACUCCUUUGUUGAGAAGCUUGCCACCCAGGUUCUCAAAAACCUCCAAGUUAAGGUCACCAACAUCCAUAUAAGAUUUGAAGAUGGUGUCUCAAAUCCAGAGAAGCCUCUCUCCAUUGGCGUGACCCUAGCGGAGCUGAGCCUGCAGACCACAGAUGCCAACUGGAACCCAUGUAUCCUUGACGAAGCCUCUAAAGUGUUUUUCAAGCUGGGGUGUCUGAAGUCCCUGUGCGCUUACUGGAAUACCACCAGAGCAUGUUUGUCAUGUGGGUCACGGGAGGAAAUUGUGGACAGCCUGAGAGCGGGAGUCAAUAUCAACGACCAACAGCUGAAGGAUUUUGAAUACAUAUUUAAACCUAUAUUUGCAACAGCAAAAAUCUGUAUCAACCCAAAUGCAGAAGUUGAGCUGAAGUCCCCUAAAGUUACCCUGCAUCUGGAGGUGGACAAAAUAUCUCUCGAUUUGACCAAACCUCAGUAUCUGACCAUGGUGGAACUUCUCGAGUCCUUGGACAACAUGAUGAAGAACGCUCCAUACAGGAAAUUUCGGCCAGAAGUUCCUGUCCAUACAAAUGCCAGGCAGUGGUGGCAGUAUGGCAUUCAGAGUGUUUUAGAGGUCCGCAUCAGACACAUGAGAGAGAUGUGGAGCUGGUCAUAUAUCAGGAAACAUCGCGAGCGACUGCGUGCCUACAGAGCUGCUUAUAAAAGUCAUCUCAUCAAGGGGAAAUUAAAGAGUGACAGUGACACACAGAUAACGGAACUGGAAAAAGUCCUGGAUGUAUUCAACAUUACAAUGGCACGGCAACAAGCCCAGAUGGAGGUAAUUAAAUCGGGUCAGAAGGUGGUGGCUAAUACAGAAGGCACCCAGAAGCAAAGCGGAGGAUUCUUCAGGAAUCUUUUUUGGCGCAAGAGCACAGAGCAGCAGAGGAAAGAUGGAGAAGAUGAAGAAGAGACAAAGUUGAAGCCUCUGGAUGCAAUUCUGACAUCAGACGAGAAAGAAAAGCUGUACACUGCCAUUGGCUACAGCGGCAGUUCACACAACCUGGCUCUACCAAAACAGUACAUUGCUGUGGUGGUGAGCGUGAAGCUGACGAGGACCUGGAUCACUCUCAGGGAAACGGAGGACGCGCCUGAAACCCUGAAGGUGCAGGUGGUCGAGCUCACCACCGAAAUCUCCCAGAGACCCGGUGCUCAGGCCAUAAAGUUGGAAGCUGGUUUGCAGCACUGGUAUGUGACUGGUCUACAACAACGUGGAGUGGUGCCUUCAAUCAUCACAUCACUUGGAACUAACACCUCUUCGUUGCUUAGCGUACGCUUUGAAGUGAAUCCUGAAGACUCAACAGCUGACCAGCUUCUGUACAUUCAGUCGCAGCCUGUAGAGAUCAUCUACGAUGCAGUAACAGUUAACACUUUGGCAGAGUUCUUCAAGCCCACAAAAGAAGUCAACUUGGAUGCCAUUUCCUCUGCAACACGUCUAAAACUAGAAGAGAUCAAAGAAAAGACCACAGCUGGGUUGUCUCACAUCAUAAAGACGAGAAAGAUUCUGGAUCUGAGAAUCGACCUGAAGCCGUCGUAUUUCAUUCUGCCAUUCUCUGGAUUCAGUGAAGACGACACUGACUUGAUGAUGCUCGACUUUGGCAGUUUUCUGUUGUGUAGCGUGGAUCAGACAUCCCGACAGGCAUUACCCAGGCAAUCCCUGGAAGACGUUAUGAACCAGGCAUAUGAGAGAUAUUCAUUUGAGCUGCGAAAUGUCCAAGUACUGUAUAGCAGAGCUGGCAAAGGCUGGCAAGCUGCUCGUCAGAAAGGCGCCUCCCCCAUGCACAUAUUACAGCCCAUGAAUUUCACACUCCAACUCAGCAAGUGUAUGGUGGACCAAGAUUCCAGAAUGCCAAGGUUUAAGUUGACUGGUGAGCUGCCACUGCUGCAUGUUAAAGUCUCUGAGCAGAAGCUGAAGGGCGUGUACAGCCUGCUCAACAGCAUUCCCUUACCUUCAGCAUCGGAUCCCCCCACCAACAAGGGUCUGACUACAUCGCUAAUGAACACAAGAACGGCUUUAAAUGCUUCUGCCCUGCUGGAUUUUGACACUGACUCUGAUGAGGAGGAUAUAUCUGAGGAUGAAGAACUCAAAAAACUUAAAAAUGCAGAGCUAACUGACCUGCAAUUUAAAUUUGAGGUCAAAGAGGUCUUGCUACAGCUAACACAGGAUGACUCCAGUGAAAAAUGCAUUUUAGCUUGUGCUUGUCAACUAAGUGCUGAAGGCAAUUUAAGAAGAUAUGACAUGGAAGUUACAUCACAUCUGCACAAGGUUAUCUUGGACCAUUAUGAUGUCCAAGAUCCCUCAAAUCAACCUUUGCAUUUGAUUCAGUCAUUUGAUGCCCAUGACGGUGACCUGUUAAAAGUUGUGUUUAAGAAAGCAGAUCCUGAAGGCCCGCAUUUUCUGAACACUUUCCAGAGUACGGAGCAAACACUUGAGGUGGAGUUCUCGUCUGUGGCCUUCCUUCUGCACACCCGGGCCCUCAUGUCCUGCAUGAGCUGCCUGACCUCUGCCUUGCCUGAAGAACUAACAGCCAGGACAGAGAAGCACAGAGAAAGUGGCAGCCUUGCGAAAGACAAUGACAAAGCAGAGGUGAAAGGGCUGAGAAAUGAAGGUGUUGCCUUGAGGGUGGUGGCUGUUCUGGGAUGCAUUGGAGUGAGGGUGUGCGACGAUGAAGCUGAUAUAGCUGACAUCAAAAUACAAGGAAUUGAUGCUUCUGCUACGAUCCAGGCUGAGAAGACUGAGGUGUUUAUCAGGCUGAAGGAUAUCGCAGUCAUGGACAUCAAUCCAGAUUCCGUCCAUAAGAAGGUCGUGUCUAUUGUGGGUGAGGAGGUGUUCAGCCUAAAUAUGAAGCUUUACAAUAAUGCCACUGAAAAAGAGGGCUACUUGGACACAUCAAAGGUCGAUGGAAGCAUUGUGCUUACACUGGGCUGUAUUGAAAUUGUGUAUCUACACACUUUCUUUCUGUCACUACUGACUUUCAUGGACAAUUUCCAAGCUGCAAAAUCCGCCCUGACUGUGGCCACCUCCCAGGCGGCAGAGAUAGCUGCCAGCAGCGUGAAGGACCUCGCUCAGAAGAGUUUCCGCCUGGCUAUGGACGUCCGACUAAAAGCUCCCCUCGUGGUCAUCCCCCAGUCCUCCUCCUGCUUUGACGCGUUAGUGGUGGACCUCGGACUCAUCACCGUGGCCAACGAGUUCAACCUGAUUCCCGCUGAUGACGAUGGCCCUUUACCUGCUCUUUUGGAAAAAAUGGAUAUCAAACUUACCCAGUUGAAACUAAUCAGAAAAUACACCAAGUGUGGUGCGGGGAGCUGUGAGGUGGAGCUUCUGGAGCCCAUCAACUUGGAGCUACAGGUGAAAAGGAACCUGUCCUCGGCGUGGUUUCACAAGAUUCCUGGGUUGGAGCUAAGGGGAGUUCUGGAGGCCAUGCAUCUCAGUGUAGGAGAAGACGAUGUUGGUCUCUUGGCAAAGAUUUUGGUGGAAAACAUUGGAGAAGAACGCAAUCGUUCUGAUGUGCAUACUCCAGACAGUAUAGCUGGCCAUCUGAAUGGAGUGAAUGGACUCAAUUCAUCUGAGGGCUUGAUAGAUGUGUCAACAUUAGAAGCCGGCGAUCUACAUUCAGUACCAAAAGAAAACGGGAUUGGGGGAAACCGAGUGAAUGUAUUGCUCAACUUUGAAAUCAAGGAGGUGACAAUGACACUGAAGAAGACUGUGGAGGAAGUGGAGGUGUCCUUUUUGGUCUUCAAUGUUUCCCAGCUCGGCGUCAACAUGACUGUAUGCACACAUGACCUUUCUGCCACCGCCUACAUCCAGGCAAUCACCUUGAAGUGUUUAGAGACCACAGACGAAGAUAAAGAACAUCUUUGCCUUGUGAGCUCAUCUGUGGAGUACGGAACGGAACUCUUAAAAGUGCAGUAUGCCAAGGCUGACAAGAAUGGACCCGAAUUUAUGACCACUCAUGAUAACACGGAGCAAACAAUAAAUGUCCUGUUCUCUUCUUUGGAUGUGAAACUACACACUGAGGCUGUGGUGUCAGUAUUAAAUUACUUCUCCAAUCUUUCAAACCGUUUACCCACAAGGAAUGUCACUGUUGACAUGGAGACCAAAGACCUGGAGGAGUUCAGUCCGCAAAGCAACAGAUGCGGUUCCGAAUCUCCCGUUGAUGGUAGUGUGAUUGAUCUUAAGAUCCUGGUGAAGCUUGGGGCAUUGAAAGUGUUGCUGUGUGAUCAUAUGUCAGAUAUUGCUGAGGUCAGAAUUCAAGGUCUUGAAGGUUCCCUGUUGACACAACGAUCCGAAACCCACAUUUCCACCAGCCUGAAGGACUUUAUCUUAGAAAAUGUGGAUCCUCAAACUCUACAUACCCAGGCUAUUUCCAUUGCUGGAGAUGAAGUAUUUCGCUUCAACAUGAGUUGGACGCCUAAAGCCACUGAAGGCGAUGGAUAUGCUGACAUGACCAAGAUGGACGGCUCUGUCAAGCUCUGCCUAGGCUGUUUUCGGAUAGUCUACUUACACAAGUUCAUCAUGUCACUGCUGAAUUUCCCUAGUAACUUUCACCCGGCGGCCAAAGGGACCUUGACUGCGGCCACCACCCACGUGGCGGAGCGGGCUGCCAGCAGCGUGCGAGAUUUGGCCCAGAGGAGCCUCCGUCUGGCACUGGAUGUGUCGCUGAAAGCCCCAGUCAUCAUCAUCCCUCAGACGUCUUCGUCCCCGGACGUGCUGCUGGCCGACCUGGGACUCAUCACCGUGGGCAACGUGUUCAGUCUUCUGCCGAUGGAGGAGGAGGGUUCUCUGCCAGUCGUGUUUGAGCACAUGAAUGUGAACCUCACACAGUUAAAGCUGUCAAGGGGACGUCUGAACGACAGCUUCAACUCUGAGAUUUUGGAACCAGUGAAUCUAGUCCUGAGCGUGCAGCGCAACCUGGCGUCCUCUUGGUACCGGAGUGCACCAACUUUGGAAAUUCAUGGUGACUUAAAGCCUAUGAAGGUGUCCUUAAGCCAGGAAGAUCUGAGAAUGGCACUCUCUAUUCUCAUGGACAACGUCGGCGAGGCAAGCGUUGGAUCCACUGAGAAGGCUAUUGGCUUGCAGCACAGCAGCGUCCACACAGUUGAACAUCCUACUGCACUAGAUCUGAACUUGGCUCAAACAAUCAAACAAACAGAAACUGCAGAACUGCUUGAGGAUCCAGUGGAAACCUUGAAAUUCAGCUUUAAUAUCAACUCACUGGGGCUGAUAUUAUUGGGCAGCAACUCUCAAAAGGUAUCAGGACAAAUGAAGGACCAUCCUUUUGGAGAAUUUACCCUACAUGAAAUCAGUACCGAGGGAAAAGUGCUCUCAGAUGGUAGUCUUGCAACAUCGGCUGUCCUUAAAAACUGCACGUUGUAUGAUCAUCGGAGCACUGGAGAAAGAGCUACAUCUAGAAUUCUGGGGAGACAAAAUGAAGAGAACAUGGCGUCCAUGAUAGAUGUGAAAUACUCCGACAACACAACAGAGAGAGAUGUUGUGCUUGUGUCACAAAAUCUCUAUCUCUGUGCUAGUGUUGAGUUUCUGUUAGCUGUGGCAGACUUCUUCAUCCAAGCCAUGCCCAAGGCAGCCUCACCCCCUACUCAAGUGGACAACAGGGCUGCACAACCACCUCAGUUGAAACAGACCUCAGAUACCUCCGGUCUUUCACACAGCCCCCCAGUGACUAAACACAGUACCAGUGUGCACGUAGUUGUGGUGGACCCAGAGAUUGUGUUUGUGGCAAAUCAAGCAUGCGUCCAAGCUCCUUCGUUCGUGGCAUCAUUCCAGUGUGACUGUCUCCUUAAGAGCGACGAGAAGUUACUGACUUUGUCAACCAUCAUUAGGAAAUUUCAACUACUUGCUUGCCCCUUUAUACACCAUGAAGAAAACAAGACUGUUUCUACGGUGGUACAGCCUUGCUCAGUGAUGCUGGAGGGGAAGAUGGACGUCAGUGGACCUAUCCAUGUCUCUGUAGAUAUAGAAGAAAUUGUAAUGAAGAUCUCGCCAGUUAUCAUAAACACACUGCUGACCAUAACGGCUGCCAUGACUCCGAAGUUGCCACUCGAGCAACAGCAACACCAGAAAGGUGAGGAAGAGUUGACUGGGUCUGACUUGAGCACCCUGUGGCACGUGAGGGACGUCGGCAGCUGCCCCUACUGGUUUCUCGGGGUGGGCGACGCCGAGGAGGUGACCGAGGACUUCAGCGAUCCCACGGAAAACUGCCGUCGUCCAGGCGACGAGAACUUCCGGUUUCGGGUGAAAGUGGUGCAGCUGACACUGGAGUCCGGGCUAGGGCACCAAACGCUGCCUCUGCUACUGGCGGAGUCCUCUCUCGCUCUGGAGGCCCACGACUGGAGCUCGAGGCUCCACCUAAACUCUGCCCUGACGCUGGAGGUUAAUUACUACAAUGAAAUCAUUGCUGUGUGGGAACCACUUAUUGAGAGAGUAGAUGACGGCAAACAGAAAUGGAAGCUCAGCUUGGAGAUGAAGACCAAUCCUACACGUGAUAGGACCCCGCUGCAAGGUGAUGACUCUGUAGUCUUUUCAGACCCUCAGACUGCCAUCACCAUCACCUCCAAGGACUCGAUGAACAUCACCAUUUCGAGAUCCACGCUGGCUGUGUUUCAGAGCCUUGCCAAGGUAUUUUCAGAGGGCGCGGCACCAUCCUUUGACCACACGCUAAAGGAGAAGGCUCCAUUCACUAUUCAGAACUCUUUGGGUCUUCCGUUGGUCAUCCAACACAACAGUCAGUUGCGUAUUGUGGACAAAUCUGGGCCCGGCAAGCUACAGGAAGUGGCUGUAGACCAAUGUCUGGACUUGACCUACUCCGGCUUCUCUGCCAUCCAACGACAAGAGAGCUGCCUCUUGAGUAUAGUUCCCACAGGUUACAGUGAGAUUUGUAACAUCGACAUAAACAAACCAGGCAGACAGCUUUUCAAUGUCAGAGGAACAGAGGUUGUGUCGGUGGUCUUGCAGGUUGACGCCAAACAUGGAAACAAAAUCAUCACAGUGAGGUCGCCUCUACAGAUCAAAAACCACUUUAGUGUCCCCUUUGCCAUUCUAAAAUUCUGUCCAUCCAACGCGGUCCUGCUCAACGUGGGUGUGGUUCCUCCGGAGAAAGAGCUGCACGUCACCCUGGAGUCCUACAGGUCUCAACUUUUUCUGCUUCCUGUUGGGAGUUUAGAGGGUCAGUACCAGCCCUCGUCUACAUGCAUCUCAUGGAAAGAGAACGUUCACACAAGCUCCGAGGUGCAGUCGGUUCUGCGGUGCCCACCAGCUAGCGAUACUAACUUCCUGCCGUUGGUUGUAAAAGUGGUGGCAGUGCCUGACGACCUCUCCUUCAUUGCUAAGCAAGGCGGGGAAGACUGGGACCCUGCCUACAUCAUUCACCUGCAUCCAGCAGUCACUAUUCGCAACCUCCUGCCCUACACUAUGCAGUAUUUGCUGGAGGGCUCAGCACAGUUCCAUGAAGUACCAGAGGGUGGCAUGUCUGACAUUCUAAACUGUCAAGCCACUGGUGAAAUCGUGGAGCUUAUGUUGCUAAACUACCACGGACGAAACUGGAGCGGCCGAAUGACGAUCGAGGAGCGCGCGGUAGAGAAGGAGGAACUGCUGUCCGUGUCCCUGAUCAGUCAGACGGAAGAAAACAUGGUGGUUGAGCUACAAGUUCACGCGUCAAAGAGCAGCAGAUGUCUGACACUCUCUUUCUUCAGCCCCUACUGGAUUAUCAACAAGACCUCCAGGGUGCUCCAAUACAAGGCCGAAGACGUCCAUGUCAAGCACCCAGCAGACUUUAGAGAUGUCAUUCUUUUUUCCUUCAAAAAAAAGAACUUCUUCAGCAAAAAUAAACUGCAGCUGAGCGUGUCUUCCAGCUCGUGGUCGGAUGCUUUCUCUUUGGACACAGUGGGAAGUUACGGCUGCAUCACAUGCCCAGACAAAAACAUUGCAUUCCUGGUUGGAGUGAGUAUACAGAUGAGUAGUUUUAAUUUGACCCGUCUGGUGACGUUUACUCCGUUCUACAUGCUGACCAAUAACACCUCGUAUGAGCUGGAGGUGGGGGAAAUACUACAUGAGGACGGUCCAAGCAGGAUACGCUGGCACUACGCUGGAUCUAAAGAGUGUGUAGGGCUUUGGCCAGAACAAACAACCAGCAAACUUUGUGUCCGCUGGGUGGGAUCUGAAGUCAGCUCCAAGUCUUUCUACCUAAACAAGCAGGACAGCGGCACACUACUCAGGAUUGACGGGUGCGGAGGGCUUCUUGUGGAUGUCAAUACUUUGGAUCAUUCAACAGUCAUCUGCCUUUCUGAUUACUACGAGGGCUGUGCACCUGCACUGCUGAUUAAUCACACAUCCAGUGUGAGCAUUCAAUUUCAACAGAGUGGAUGUGAUGUGCACCAUGCCCUGCGGUCAGGAGAGGUGCAGCGGUUUGCAUGGGACGAGCCUUCAGGGGUUCGCAUGCUCAUCUGGCGUAUUGGAGAACACCAAGGAGAACUAGAUCUGGUCAAGGAUGAGCAUGGAUCAGUUGUGAUUGGUGGCGAGUACCCGGUGUACUGGGGAAGCUUCCUAGACGGCCGCCAGCGCGUCCUGCUCUUCACACAAGAUCACGCUCUGAUGGCCAAAGCACGACAGGCUGAAGACCUGGAGCAAUGCCAGCAGGAGGUCAACGUGUCUCUCCAGAAUCUGGGGCUGUCGCUCAUCAACAACCAGAAUAAGAGAGAAAUCGCUUAUUUGGGCAUCACCAGUUCAGGUGUGGUUUGGGAGAUGAAGCGAAAAAACAGAUGGAAGCCCUUCAACCAGAAAAACAUCGGCUUGCUUGAGAAGGCUUAUCAACACCAUGUCUCAGCCAACACAGGCCCUAGCUGGGUGAAAAUGGGUGAACGACAGAGCAAUUUGGAAGUUAAUUUUGGAGAAGCACCAAUGCAAAUGCGGCAUCCCUAUUCGUGCCCCAUCCGGAGAAAUUCCUUAGCUGGGAUUCAAGUUGAAUACAAACAGUCCCAACACCAGAGAAGCCUGAGGGCACGACUUUAUUGGUUACAGAUUGAUAACCAACUCCCUGGGGCCAUUUUCCCUGUUGUAUUCCACCCUGUUCCUCCUCCCAAGUCAUUGGCACUGGACUCAGAACCGAAGUCCUUCAUUGAUAUGAGUGUUAUUACCAGAUUUAAUGAACACAGCCAGGUGACACAGUUCAAGUACUUCAUGGCGCUUGUUCAGGAAAUGGCGGUAAAAAUUGAUCAUGGUUUCUUGGGAGAAAUAAUCACUCUCCUUACUCCCAUGGAGGACUCCCAGAUAAGCAAAACAGAGUCCAUCAGAAAAGAUUUAGACACUUUACAGGGGGAGCUAAUGGAUGCCUCAAUGACCGAUAGCUCAGGUUCCAGCUUUAUUGAACAUUUUCACAUCUCCCCUAUUAAGUUGCAUCUCAGCCUGUCUCUGGGUGGAGAUGAUGUGGAGCUGCAAGGACUCCAGUCAUUAAAUCUGCUUCUUAAAAGUUUUGGAGCAACACUAACAGAUGUGGACGAUCUUGUGUUCAAACUUGCAUUCUUUGAGGUCCGUUUCCAGUUCUACCGAAGAGAAAAGCUGAUGUCGGCAGUCAUUCGGCAUUACUCAGAGCAGUUCCUGAAGCAGAUGUAUGUUUUGGUGUUGGGGCUGGAAGUCCUUGGCAAUCCUUUUGGCCUCAUCAGAGGUCUUUCAGAGGGAGUGGAGGCCUUUUUUUAUGAACCAUUUCAGGGGGCUGUACAGGGGCCAGAGGAGUUUGCUGAAGGCUUCGCCAUAGGAGUUCGAAGCCUCUUGGGGCACACCGUGGGAGGGGCAGCAGGGAUGGUGUCUCGAAUCACAGGCUCAGUGGGCAAAGGCCUGGCUGCCAUCACCAUGGACAAAGAAUAUCAACAGAAACGCAGAGAGGAUAGAAACAGACCUCCCAAAGAUUUUGGAGAGAGUCUUGCCAAAGGAGGAAAGGGUUUUCUGAAGGGCGUGGUCGGGGGUGUGACUGGCAUUGUCACCAAACCUGUUGAAGGUGCAAAGAAAGAAGGUGCUGCAGGCUUCUUUAAGGGCAUUGGAAAAGGUCUGGUGGGUGUGGUCGCCAGGCCGACUGGAGGCAUUGUAGACAUGGCCAGUACUACCUUUCAGGGCAUCCAGAGAGCGGCAGAAUCAGCUGAGGAAGUGAAUAAACUACGGCCAGUGAGGCUCAUCCAGGAAGACGGUGUGAUCAGGCCAUACAACGCACACCAGGCCCAAGGCUAUGACUUUUACCAGAGAUCAGGUAUAAGACCGGAGGAUGGUGAAUUUUUCAGAGAACACUUUGAAUACCCCGGACAUAGGAAUACCAUUAUAAUCGUAACCAACAGGCGGGUGAUGUGUGUCAAGGAAAUCGAGAUUGUUGGCCACUUCAGCAAGGACUGGGAGUGCCUCUACAAGUUUUUCUAUUCGCUGCCCAAGGUAGAAGAGGCUGACGUCAAGCUUUACUGUAAGGAGCAACAAAAACUGAGGAUUGCAAAGAAGGAUGGCCAUGACGUGAGGACGGUGCACAUGAGACAUGCAGGACUUGCUGAGAAAUUGCACAAUGCCAUCGUGAGGGCUCAAGAGGCCCAUCACCAACAGCAGAUGACUUCCUUCCGAUCUCCUCACCGCCUACAGCCUUGAACAAUUAUCACCUAUAAGCCUUAUCUUCCAAAUCUUGACUGGCAGUUAACAUUUUUAGUUAACUGUAUUUUUUCACAUAAUGUGUAAUGUCUUUCAUUUUUGAUUCUGUUAUUGUAUUCCAGAACAGAUUGUUUUCCAUAUUUGUUGUGAUUGAAAUGGUGGUGGGGAUCCUUCUAUCUUUGUUUACUUGCUUGCAUUAGGUUGUGAAUAUUAUGGUUAGAGGUUUGUGACCAAGAUUGUUUGUGCAAAAGUUUAAUUAUUUUGGAGGGCUUCUUGGGUCUUUGUGUCAUCAUGAUGUUGAAGGAAAAUUCCGGCCAAUUUCCACAUGCACUUGUUUUGCUCACGCUACUCUACUCUCUAUUAGGUGAUUUACAGUACCUCUCAACUUAACCUGGUUUACUCCUGAGCCAGCUUCUUAGUAUACCCCUCAGCUAAUGGAGGAAUGGGUUUGUUUACAUAUUGUUUGACCUCUGGCACAGGGGACCAUGGAGUCAUAAUCCGUCCAUGUGAACAAGAAAAAUCUUCGUAUACUGGCAAGUAAAGGAAGGCUAGUGUGACCAAUACAUCUUGAAAUUGGCCCGAAUUCUAAUUUAAUUGAAAACAAAUAAAAUAAAUAAUUUUGCUAAACCCUGCCAUGUCUGCCUUAUUGCCAUCAAAGUAGCAAUCUGUUUGCAAGCAUGUUUUGAGUUAUAGAGGAAAAAAAAGAUUUAUCAAGCAUGGGUGAAAAUUGUC